Messenger RNA from Andrographis paniculata, 6278 nucleotides. RefSeq lists its product as uncharacterized. The transcript has 14 exons. NCBI's taxonomy places the organism in Eukaryota, Viridiplantae, Streptophyta, Magnoliopsida, Lamiales, Acanthaceae. The record is from RefSeq and is a predicted model, not a curated record. Bases 3240 to 4577 code for a protein of 445 amino acids.
UCUUCUCCUCUUUGUUUUUGUUUUUGUUUUCAUUUUCUCCAAUCCAAGGAUUUACGUAAGGAACUGUACAGGAGAUUUACAGGUCAUGUGCAAAUGCUCGUCAGGGUGUUUUCCAUUUGUAGUGUUUUUGAAAUGAUGCGAGAAGUUAUACGAGUAGAUUUGAUAUUGUAUAAGGGAUAGUUAUGGAUGUGCUUUAACAUGUUUUGGAUUUGAAAUAUUUUGAAUGCAUAAAAUUGAUGUUUUGUUCGGAUAUCUUUGGAUGUUAAGAUUAGUAUGUGUAAGUUGUAAUAAAUGAUUUGGUUGACAAAGUUUAUAAAUUUAGAAAUGGAUAUGUAUAUACGGAGGCAUUUGUUUAAAUGUCCAAAAGUAUCGCAAGAGUAGUUCUUCUUUAUGCGACACUUUGUCCUGUUCAUCCAUAUAAAAUGAGUCAAGUUUGGAAAUUACAAAACUGUUUAGGCAAUACUUGUCAUGUUCACUUAUGCAGAUGAUUCCAACAUGGGAAGUUUUAUAUGACUGCUUGUAAUAGCAGCAGUGUUGCGAUCUUUCGGGUCCUCUGCUUUCAUUUGUUUAAUGUCCAGUGUGUGCCUAAUUACGUCAAAUUCGCCCCUAUUUUACUGUAUCAAUUAUACUUGAGGCAUAGUCAUGCAACUGCUAAGUUUUUGGAUAAUUUGUUCUCUUUCAGUUUUCAAUGCAAUGUGUGUUAGCUGGUAGUUCUUGCAAAAGUCUUGUCAUGUUCCUUGUGAAUAGAACAUAUAAUGUUGCAGCGAUUUCCAGAGUUUAUGUUCAUAUUUUAUUCAUUCCAUUGUAUUGUUCUUUAGAUUACUUACUACAUUUUGAUCAGAACUAGGUUCGGAUUAGAGUGAAUGAAAUCAUGUGCGUAAUUUAAUUUGAACUAGAUAGAAGUGUAUGUAUAGAUGUAUUGCGAAUUGAGCUUAAAAACUUACUUUAAGUGAGCUUUUGAGAUUUUAAAAAUUAUGAGUUCUUUAAAUGUUAGAAGAAUGUCCUUGUAGUCCCACACUUCUUGUUUUUCCUUGAAACUCUUGGUAUAUUUGGUUAUGGAUGAUUUACAAAAAGAAGAAUUGUAUCUCUGCUUAAGGUUUAGAAAAGCUAAUUUUGAUGCCCAUCCACACACCAUUGAGCAAACAUAGCAUGAGACCUUGAUCUUUUCUGUUUAUCAUUUGUCUCUAUUGCUUUGAAUUUUUGUAAUGAUAUAUCCAAGUUAUCAUUUCCCGAGGCACUUGCAGUCAGCCGGGGAGGCCCAAAAUUUAUAAACUCAUUGAGAUGAAACUAUAGCCUUUCCUACAUAUAGAGACAACAUAAUUAUCCUUCCCUAUAGUUGUUGCAAUUUAUGUAUGUUCCUUUGUGAUAUUUCAGUCAGUUAACUAGUUUAUAUAAUUACAGCAUCUUUGGAUUCUUCGGCACAAACAGGAAAUGUGAAUGGAUUGGAUUGGACCCCCAUCCAUUCCAUUCCCUCAUUCAUUGUAUUCUAUUACCGCAGUGCCCUCUCAACUGGAUCUUCGUUCUUACUCGAGGGUUGCUGCUGUUGCUGCCAUUCAUUUUAGCAGGUUCACUUGCUACCGCAAGCAAGCAAGUUAAUUCUUGAUCUCAGAAUCCUCUGUUUGAUGUUGUAGCUGAUGUUCUUAUCAAUGCAGCUUUAGUUCUGGGAGGUGAUGCAACACUAAGAAUUCUCUGCAUGAAGCUUAUUGAGGUGGAGCUAAAGACAUGAUUGCAAUUGGUUCAUUGAGUUUAUUGUAAAAAAACAAAGAAAAUCUCGCAACUGCAGUCCCAAUAGAAUAUAAAUGCGACAUGAGUAUUACGCGGUCUUGGAUGUACAAUAGAAUGCAAAAUGGUAUUCUGAAUAGGGAUUUUAUUGUUGGGGUAGACAAUUUUCUUAAGUACUGUAUGACCAGUCCAGAGGUGUAUCGGAUCGAUGGUAACAUAAGAUGUCCAUGUAAGCGUUGCAAAAAUAUCAGAUUUCUUCCUUUCGAUGAUGUGAAAUACCACUUGUACUCAAGAGGAUUCGUUCGUUUUUAUGAAAGAUGGACAUGUCAUGGUGAAGAGCAUGACGGGAGUGGUAGCUCUAAUCAAUCAAACAGACAAGUACCAGAAAGUUCUGUUGAACCUACAAUGGGUGAUUACACCCAAAUGGUGAUGGACGCUGGAGGUCCCAAUUUUGAGGCACGUGUUGUGGAAGCUGAAGAACCGAACCCAGAUGAUAAGAAAUUAUAUGACCUUCUCAGUGCGGGUGACAAGGAGUUAUGGGAGGGUUGCACAAAGGCAACUUUAUUAUCCGCUGUGGCGAGGAUGCUAACUAUCAAAGCAGAUUUUAACUUGUCUGUGCGAUGGUAUGAUGCAUAGUGCCAGCUAAUGCACGAUAUCAUGCCAGAGGACAAUUGUUUCGUGAAGAAUUUUUAUGAAACAAAAAAAUUGAUUGAGGGUUUGGGAUUGCCGACACAAAAGAUUGACUGUUGUCAGUUGGGAUGUAUGUUAUUCUGGAAAGAAGAUGAGUGCUUAGAGUGUUGUAAGUUUUGUGAAAAACCACGUUAUCAAGUAAAAAAUGGGCGACGGAGGCCGAUACGGUACAUGUUUUACUUGCCCAUCACACCAAGGUUGAAACGUCUAUUUGUAUCUACAAGGACGGCUUCGUAUAUGCGGUGGCAUGCGGGUCAUCAUCAUGAAAGUGGACAUGUGUUCUGCCACCUGAGUGAUACGAAUGCUUGGAAGCAUCUCGAUGCACUAUUUCCCUCUUUCGGAAUGGAGACAAGGAAUGUACGUUUAAGUCUUUGCACCGAUGGAUUCCAACCAUUUGGACAAUCAGGAAGAUAAUAUUCUUGUUGGCCCAUAGUUGUGACACCGUACAACCUUCCCCCAAAUAUGUGCCUGAAAGAUGAAUAUUUGUUUCUUUCUGUCGUAGUACCGGGUGGUGCAAAUCCAAAACAAAAGAUUGAUGUAUAUUUGCAGCCACUUAUCGAGGAGCUGAACAUGCUAUGGUGCACUGGAGUUGAAACAUUUGAUGCAUCUCGUGGACAAAAUUUUAUCAUGAAAUCUGCACUAUUAUGGACAAUAGGUAAAAAUAUGCACAUUUCUCUAUAAGUAAUUGUCCUUAAAUUUUAUGUUAAUAAUAAAACUAAUUUUUCUAGGUGAUCUACCUGCCUAUUCGAUGAUGUCUGGGUGGGGGACCUCUGGAAAGACUGCUUGCCCGAUAUGUCAGGAACAAACACUGGCUUUCACUCUAUUAAAUGGUUGCAAGCAGUCGUUGUUUGAUGCUCAUCGUAAGUUUCUUCCCCAGAAUCACCCGUACCGUUUUGAUCGAAAGAAAUUUAAAAAAAGGAAUUACCGACUUCAAUCCCCCGCCGCAUAUCAAAACGGGAGUGGAACAACUCCAAGAGAUAAAUGGUUAUGGGUUUCUGAAAGUAACAAAGUUAGAUGCUACUAAUGUGAAUCAAAGGCUUGCCUGUGUGUGUGGAUGGCAGAAAAGAAGUAUUUUCUGGGACUUACCUUAUUGGAAUGAUUUAUUGGUACGACAUAAUAUGGAUGUUAUGCAUAUUGAGAAAAAUGUAUUCGAGAAUAUAUUCAACACGGUAAUGGAUGUGAAGGGUAAGACAAAGGAUAAUGCAAAGGCACGGGCGGACAUGACAGAACUUUGUGAUAGAAAAGAACUCGAAUAUGACAUUGUCCGUCAAUACUACCCUCCAGCUGCGUAUACAUUGGAUAAACCUCGUAGGAAAGAAUUCCUUACGUGGGUUGAAAAGUUGAAGAUGCCUGAUGGAUAUAUGUCCAACCUCGGCCGAUGUGUGGACAUGACGAAAUAUUGGUUGUUUGGAGUGAAGAGCCACGAUUGUCAUGUCUUCAUGCAAAGGCUCAUUCCAAUUGGGUUUCGAGAGCUCUUGCCUAAGAAGAUUUGGGAGCCACUUACCGAGUUAAGCAACUUCUUUCGUCGGCUUACGUCAAAAGUUGUUACUGUUAGUGAUAUGGAGAUGUUAGAGUCUGAAAUACCCGUGAUCCUUUGCAAAUUGGAGACAAUAUUUGUUCCAGGUUUCUUUAAUAGUAUGGAACAUCUUCCCGUCCAUCUACCACACGAGGUGAAAAUUGCUGGGCCUGCUCAAUUUCGUUGGAUGUAUCCUUUCGAGAGGUUUUUGAAUCGUCUCAAAAGGAUGGUUAAAAAUAAGGCCCAUGUUGAAGGGUCAAUUGUAAAUGCAUAUCUCGUAAGGGAGGCUAGUUUCUUUUGCUCGCACUAUUUUGAAAAACACGUCUAUACGCGUGCGAGGAAUGUUCCUAGACAAGAUGACGGUGGUGCACCUAUUUAUGGAAAUAGUGAUACAUUGCCUGUAUUCAACCAUCCAACCCGAUUGCAAGGCAAACCCAAGAAACGGUUUCUAACUCUUAGAGAACGGAAUGCAAUUCAGACAUACUUUCUCCUGAAUGUCCCCGAAAUAGAUCCGUUCAUAUCGAUCUUUGACAAUGAAUUGAGGCAAUCGAAUCCACGUAUUUCAGAGGUCGAGGUUGUUUCGCAGCUUCAAAAGAACUUUAUAACAUGGUUCUACGAAUAUGCGGAGAACCAACAUGCUUUGUAUUAAAAUUUUCAAGAUAUUGCGCACGGCCCUUUGGUGGAGGUUACCACAUAUCCAAUUUGUUUUAUCAACGGUUACCGUUUCCACACGGAGACACAUGGAUCAAGCAUGUCAACUUAUAACUGCGGGUUUGCGUAGAUGCUGGAGGGUUAGAGUAUUAUGGAAAUAUUCAAGAAAUUAUGGACGUUGAGUUUCAUGCACUACCCAUAAAACGAUGCAUCUUCUUUCGUUGUGAUUGGUUCGAAUCCAACUAGUGGUGUCGGAACAAAGAAGCAUGAAAAUUACAACUUGGUUGAGGUAAACAAACGGAAAAAAUUAUACACUUAUGAACCUUCUAUACUUGGGCUGCAAGCUACGCAAGUCAGCUAUAUUUCAUUCCCAAGUUUGAGAAAGGACAAAGAUGAUUGGUUGGCAGUUUGUCGGGUGAAACCUCGAGGUUGGAUUGAAUUGGUAGACAGAGAAGUGUUCACUUAACCAGAAACUGAGACGUACCAAGAUCCAGUUGUUGAAGCAUGCAUGAUUGAAUCCGUUAGAAUCCGGGAAUCUAUAAAUUUGGUAUCAACAGGUGGCGGAGUUGGUAUACCCUUGCAAAUGUCUGAUGACUCUGAUACAGAGGAAAAAGUCUUUCUUGAGACAUCUAGUUCUGAUGACAAUCAAUUUACUCCUUGAGUUCGGAUGAUGAUGUGCCUUCUGACUAGAUGCCGCAAGGAUCCAAUGAAGAACAACGAAGCCAGAACAUCCGCCGUCUGGCAAGGUCACAAAUAUUGUUGUGGCAGGCGAAAACGCAAGAGGAGCAACAUGAGCCGAGUUUUUCUGAGACCCAAGUAGGAGAAGUGUCAGGUAUGUCUGCAGAUGCUACAUCGGCCGAGAAUACACAUGCUACCACAUCACAUGUUGGAGAUUCUCAAGCGGAUAUUGUUGUUGGAGACGACCCACGUAUCGAAGUGAGAGUCGAGUCGGGUGGGAGCAUCUUCUGGCCACGUGAUGCUUCGAUUAAGUUCCAAGAUGUUUUCAAAUCAAAAUUAGUGAAGGAAGGAAGCAAGUGGCUCUCCGUACUAGAAGAUACACGCCGGUGGUAUACGACUGAGAUGAAGAAGUACAUCAGGUGGGAUCCGGCUCAUGAGGAAAAAGUCAUAAAAAAACUUAAUACUAGGGCACAAGAGGCCUAUAACAAGUGGAUGAGUGAUAUUUGAGGUGGGUGGGAUAAAACCGCACACAAGAUUAUUCCCACUGCGGUGCUCGGUGCAUGGAAAAGGGCUUGGAGCUCCAAUGAUGCACAAAAAAGGUCAAAGACUGCCAAGACUAAUAGACGUCGGGGCAAUUUAGCAAAUAAUCUAGAGUCGACGCAUACCGGGGUAUCACGCUCGUUCAUGGAGACGACAAAAAAGUUGAAUCUUGAGAAAUGGGGAACGUAUGAGUGGGCUCACACGAGGAAGCACGAUAAAAAAUCAUAGUGCAACACGAAGGCUACCCGAGUAGCGGUAUGAAAAUAAUAUGUUUUAAAGCACUAUUUAAAGUAUUGCAUAUAAUUCAUGAAUAUAUUUGUAUUUUUAGGAUGAAAUGAAACAUAUUGAAGAGGGGAUGUCCCAACUUGGGGACAAUGACUAUAGCAUAUGUUUGCUUUUGGUGUUUUCUGAAUUGAUGGAAUGUUUGCUUCAUAUUUUGUUUACUUUUGGUAUUUUUUGAAUUGAUGGAAUGUUUGCUUCA